AUCCUACAGUCACCAUGAGAGGCGAGGUCUGCCAUCUUCAUAUCGGCCAGGCUGGUACUCAGCUCGGUAACAGUGCUUGGGAGUUGUACCUCCUCGAGCACGGUUUGAAGGCUGAUGGCCGUCUCGACCCCGAGGCCACUGAUAUCGGUGAGCCAGGAUCCUUCGAGACCUUCUUCACCGAGACCAGAGACAAUAAAUAUGUCCCUCGCUCCAUCUUCGUCGACCUCGACCCUUCUCCAAUUGACGAAAUCCGAACUGGUCCUUACCGUCAGCUCUUCCACCCUGAGAUGUUGAUCAGCGGAAAGGAGGAUGCCGCCAACAACUAUGCCCGUGGUCACUACACCAUUGGAAAGGAGCUCGUCGACAAUGUCAUUGACCGCAUCCGUCGUGUUGCUGACAACUGCUCUGCUCUCCAGGGCUUCUUGAUCUUCCACUCCUUUGGCGGUGGUACUGGUUCCGGUUUCGGUGCUCUUCUCCUUGAGCGUCUCUCCACCGAUUACGGAAAGAAGUCCAAGCUGGAAUUCGCUGUCUACCCGGCUCCUCGCGUCUCUACUGCCGUUGUUGAGCCAUACAACGCUGUUCUCUCCACCCACAGCACCAUUGAGAACUCCGACUGUACCUUCUUGGUCGACAACGAGGCUGUCUACGACAUCUGCCACCGUAACCUUGACAUCCCCCGUCCAGGAUACGAGCAUCUCAACCGCCUCAUUGCCCAGGUUGUCAGCUCCAUCACCUCCUCCCUUCGCUUCGACGGUGCCCUCAACGUCGACCUUAACGAGUUCCAGACCAACUUGGUGCCAUACCCACGUAUCCACUACCCAUUGAUCAGCUACGCUCCUGUUGUCUCUAGCAACCGAAGCUCCCACGAGUCUUUCAAGGUUCACGACUUGACCUUCCAGUGCUUCGAGCCAAACAACCAGAUGGUCGUCUGCGACCCACGCAACGGAAAGUACAUGGCUGUUGCCCUUCUGUACCGUGGUGAUGUCGUUCCACGCGACUGCACCGCUGCCGUUGCCGCUCUCAAGGCCAAGACCUCCUUCAACCUCGUUGAAUGGUGCCCAACUGGAUUCAAGCUCGGAAUCAACUACCAGAAGCCAAUGCGCGUUCCUGGCGGUGAGCUCGCUCCAGUUGACCGCUCCCUCAGCAUGUUGUCCAACACCACCGCCAUUGCUGAGGCCUGGAACCGUCUCGACCAUAAGUUCGACCUCAUGUACUCCAAGCGUGCCUUCGUCCACUGGUACGUUGGUGAGGGUAUGGAGGAAGGUGAAUUCUCUGAGGCCCGUGAGGAUCUUGCUGCUUUGGAGAAGGAUUAUGAAGAAGUUGCCAGCGACAGCUUGGACACUGAGGGUGAUGAGGGUGCCGAAUACUAA
Microsporum canis CBS 113480 is the source of this 1370-nucleotide messenger RNA. Its product is annotated as tubulin subunit. Gene Ontology annotation, molecular function: GTP binding; structural constituent of cytoskeleton. The record is from RefSeq and is a predicted model, not a curated record. Gene Ontology annotation, biological process: microtubule cytoskeleton organization; mitotic cell cycle. Gene Ontology annotation, cellular component: cytoplasm; microtubule. The coding region runs from base 15 to 1370 and encodes 451 amino acids. The transcript has 7 exons. NCBI's taxonomy places the organism in Eukaryota, Fungi, Ascomycota, Eurotiomycetes, Onygenales, Arthrodermataceae.